AUGUCAAGAUUGACCAGUGAUCAUCAUCACCAAUACUCGCCACAAGAGUAUGCUGCUCAAACAGAAAGCACAGAGGAACAGAGAAAAGAUCAUGGGCCAUCAUCGAGCAGUUCAACCUCUAAACAUUCCUCUCCAUUUCACAAGAGUACUAGUUUCGAGAAAAUAACCGAUACUAUUUUGCCCGCUUUCUUUACACCCUGUGUAGUUGAAGGGUUUCCAUCUUCGGUUAUUCAUUACGGCAAGCUUUCUUCAAGAGUGAUCACUUGUCAUUACACACCACAACAUUACAGAGGUGCUAUUGCACUUCCUUUGGAUUUCAACACUGUUUAUUGUCUAAAAAUUGCACUCAGUACACCAUCCGUUACUCAACUGGAAAGAGAAGUCUCGAUAUGCAAUUACUUGAAUAAUUCUCUACCAAAUAAUGACAUUGUACCCAAAAUAUUCACAUAUCUAAGCGACUAUUUUAUACUGGUACGAGAACUUGUAGUUGGAAGGUCUUUUCGAGAUUAUUUCAAAGAGUGGGGCGAAAUUUGUAACAAGUUGGAAAACCUCUCUUUAUUUACUUAUCACUUAACCCUAUGCAAAGAAUUGCACGACAUUCUUGAUAUUUCAAUUAAGGCAUGUGAUUCUCUUAGUCAAAUACAUUCAUUACGUGUUUGUCAUCUUGACUUGCGCCCUGAAAAUCUCAUAAUUGACACACAUCAUUCAACCGUAAAAAUUAUUGAUUUUGGAAUGGGUUGUUUUUUAUCAUUAGACAAUCCCUUUGUAUAUUCAGACAAACCUAUAGGUUAUUUUCCAUACAUGUCUCCUGAAGCAACUGGAAAGAUUUCGAAACCUAUUGGAUUUCAUUCUGAUAUUUACAGCUUUGGAUUUAUGCUCUAUGAGAUGUUGGCAAAAGAGCAUCCAUUCGGUAGCAAUAAGGCAAAUUCUGAAUAUAUAUUCUCUCACAUAACUCAUCAACCGGAGGUUCUUUAUAAUAAUCUUAAAAGAAGGGGCUUAAUAAUGGACGAAACAUCUUUAUACGCAAAAUUAAUGAGCGCAGUAUCUGCAGUAGUCACUAAAAUGGUGCAAAAAGCUAUAGACAAAAGAUAUAUGAAUUUUGAGGGAGUUAAGCAAGACCUGCUACUAAUUUUAAAAUGCCUACAGACCAAUGACAUGUCUUUCCUAAGAGACUUCAUUGCCGGAGAACGUGAUAUUCAAACAAAUCUGACCAUUCCUUUUGUUGUUUAUGGAAGACAGAAUGUGAUAGAUGCUAUGACUUGCACGCUGAAUGAAGUACGCGAUUAUAAGCAACCCAAAGCAUUGUUAAUAAGUGGAUAUAGUGGAGUUGGUAAAUCAUGUGUUGUAAGAGAGUUCAGAAAUAAGUUCAAACAAGAUGUUUGCUUUAUUGAGACUAAAUAUGACCAAUCUCACAACGUAAUUAUUUACCUUUUUUAUGAUGCACAAGAGUUGAAAAACAAAUAUAAUUUAGUGAUUCAUUUACUCCAAAUCUAUAGGAAUUUGAAAAACAAACCUUUGUGUAUUUUUUUAGAUAAUCUACAGUGGACAGAUUAUGAAAGUAUCAACUUGGUAAAAGAAAUUCUUGGAUUGGGAACCUGUGAAACUUUUCCCUUUCUAUUAAUUGGAGUAUAUAGAAACCGUGAGAUUAAAGAAAACACCCCACUCGGAAAUUUUCUUAAAUACGUAAAACCGAAGGCUUCCAAUAUCACUGAGAUUGUACUUUCUGAGCUUUCACUCGAAGAUUGCAAUUCAAUGGUCGCAUCAUCAUUGAAGCGCUCCCUUUACGAGACAAUUAGCCUUACAAGGAUACUGUUUGAGAAGACACGCGGAAAUCCCUUUUAUUUGAAACAACUUCUAGUGUCUCUUUACAAAUCAGGAAAAAUUUUUUUCAACAAUUCAUUGAAAUUGCUUUCAUGGAAUCUUGAUGAAAUUCAAAAAGUGCACUACACCCAAAAUGUAGUGGAUUUUCUCUUGCAAAAAUUUGCCAUUAUGAACCUAACAACAAAAAAAGUAUUGGCCUUUGCAUCAUGUAUUGGAUCACGAUUUGCUUUUAAUGAGCUCAGAGACUUACUGAACAUCAAAAUUAAUGAGUUUUCGAUUAUUGAUUUGAAAGAAACAAUUGAUAAUGCCAUCAAAGAGGGCUGGCUUAGUUAUGUGGACUCUAAAGUUUUGCAGUUUAACCACGAUCGCUUGCAACAAGCUGCCAAUCAAUCUUUAAAGGAAAAGAAAAAGAUGUUAAUUCACUACGUGUACGGAAAACGGUUAUUAAGAAAAAUAGAGAAUAGUCAAGCGGUGUUGGAAGAUCACAUCUUUGACAUUAUUGCUCAUCUAAAUUACAGAGCAAAUGAUAACACCCUUUUAAACAAAAAAUCCAAAAGAAACAUGCUUUUACAACUAAAUGCCCUAGCUGCGUCAAAAGCUAUCAACAGCGGUGCCAUAGAACAGGCACGAAAUUUUGUGAGCAUUGCAAAAAGAAUCCUUCAUUAUGGAACAAUAGAUGUUUGGAAUGAUUCAUAUGAUAUUGCAUUUAAACUUUUAAUUUUGGAAGGCAAUUGUGAAUAUGAAACAAAUUUAAUAUCUGCCGCUUCUCUCUUCAAUCAAGCAAUUGACAAAUCAAAGAAUAGACUUCAUCUAUUUGAAGCGUGCUACUACUCUAUUAUGGUACACGUUUCUCAAGGAAAUUAUGAGGAUGUAUUCGAGAUUCUGAAACAUCACCUAUUUCCAACUUGUGACGAGCUCAAGUUUUUAUCAUGUAAUCCGAACAUUGAGCUCCUUAAAAUUUGGAUAUCCGACAAAAUGCAUCACUUUAAAUUGAAUAUUAUUGACAAAAUAACGUCUAAAUACGAUAUUUUGGAAUUGCCAGAUUUAACAGAUGCCGAACAGAUCUAUAUUGUGAACAUUCUAGGAAUAUCUGCACCUGCAUUAUUUCUCAUGAAGUCGUAUGACGAAAACAAAAACGCAUCAAGCAAGUGUAUGGCCAUGAUCAUUUUAUUGUUAGCAUCAGAAAUGGUGUUAACUAAAGGCCUAUGUCCUCUCUGCUCAAUGGUCUUGUCCAGUUUGGGGUGGUAUUGGAAUACGAUAGAUCUCUAUCCCAAAAUGACUUUGUUUAUUGAUACAGCGAUAGAAUUGGCUAGAAAUAGGUACAAAGAUAACAAUCAAGUCCUCUCUGCAUGUCUACUGCCAAAAGUGUUGGGUUAUUUUCUUUAUUCAAAUGUCAAUGCAAUUGAAAACGUUCGGUGGAUUCUCAAUACUAUGGCAUUCUCUUCACCAUUUUUCUACUCUAACAACGAUAUUCGUUCAUCUAUUGAAUCGAGCAAGAAGGCUAUUUCAUUGUUUGACAACAUGGGUAAUUUGUUGUUACGCGAUGCCAGUCAAAUGAUAUUGGACCUAAAGUGCGUAUUGAGUGGAGAAAUUGAAACAUUCAAUCCUGUAUACAAGUGCGAUGUGUUGCAGUAUCCUUUCUUCAGGCAACUCCAUCACAUGUUUAAAGGAAUUUGCUGUUACUUUCAACAGAUGUGGGAAGAGGCUUUUCUUUGCAUGGAAAAAUCAUAUGAGUUUAAAGAAGACUCUAUUGGACUAUGUAGCACUUGGAUUGAUGCUAUUUUUCAAGGUUUGAUUGCUUGCACUUACGAAAACCACCUCCUAAAAAACAAUGUAGAUCAUCCCGAGCUAUUUUCGAGAUGUAAAACUCUGAUUGAUUAUUCAUUGAAAACUCUUGACAUGCUAUCAACAACAAAUCCAUUAGUUUUUAAAUGCUCUUUUGAAUUGGUUACUGCUGAACACCUAUUCUGUAAACAUUUACAAAAAGGACACAUAGAAGAUACAAGACAUGUUAUUUCUUCUCUCAAUAGUGCACUAAAAUGGGCCACUCGAGAACGAAAUCAUUUUAUUUUAAAAUUAGUGAACUGGAGAAUGGGUGAAAUAUACAAAGAUUUAGAGAUGGAAAAUAUUGUUGUAGGAAGAUAUUUAUCAAAUGCUUUUGAACAAUUUAACGAGAUGGGAGCAUCCAUAAUAGUGAAUCAUAUUUGGGAAAGUUACAAGGAGGAUAUUAAUGCUUAUAAUAAUGAGGUCCUGGGCAACAAAGGAAUUGGUGCUGGUUCUCAGCCAACAUUGUCUUCUUCUUCAUGUAGUUCUUCGUCAGAUUCAAUCUGUACCACUCGAGAAGCUUUUCUAUCCUUAACUCAAACUUAUUCAGAAUCGGACAAUUUAGAUUUCAAGGAAAUAUUUGUUUCAAUUCUUCCACUGUUGAGCCAACAUACAGACGCCAGUAGAUGCUGUUUAGUUCUAAAAAGAGAAUCUGGAAUUUUUUUAACACGAAACGAACAAUUAUCAAACUUCGCAAGUGGAGAGCAAGAUACUUAUUUUGAGAAAAAUCACAUUGCAUCUGCUCUUUGCUUACCUAUUAUUCGUGACAACAGCGUGGUUGGAUGCAUGUACUUGGAAAAUAGAGACACUGAAGGGGUUUUCACUACUGAAAAGGUGAACAUUGCAAAGCUAAUUAUAUCUAUCAGUAUUGAAAAUGCUGAAAUUUUCAACUCAAUCAACAAGUCAUACACAAGAUUUCUACCCUAUGAGUUCCUGAAACUAUUAGGCAAAAAUCAUGUCACUAAGAUACAACUUGGUGACGCUGUUUCUCGUGAGAUGACCGUUCUUUUUUCAGAUAUAUAUGGAUUCACUGACCUCAUGGAAAGACUUUCUGCAAAAGAAGGAUUUAAUUUCAUUAACCGACUUCUAAUGAGAAUUGGACCUCCUAUAUCAAAGUAUGGUGGUUUUAUUGAUAAGAUAUUGGGCGAUGGUAUUAUGGCCUUAUUCACCGAGCCUCAGUCAGCUAUUCAAGCCUCUCUUGAAAUGAUGUCUGAACUCGAAUCCUUCAAUAUAGAAAAUAUUUCUAGCAUCAAAAUUGGAAUUGGAAUUUCAAGUGGAGUCGUUAGCUUGGGAACAAUUGGAUUCACACAACGAUUAGACGCCACAGUGAUUUCUGAUACAGUGAAUAUUGCAUCAAGAUGUCAAUCUCUCAACAGAAGUUUCAAUACCCGUAUUUUGGUAACAGAAAGUGUGAUUAAUGCCUCGCAUUUGGAGCCUGGAGAUGUCGCAUGCGCAGUAUAUUUGGGAAGAUUUAUUUUGAAAGGAAAGCAAUUAUUCAAAGAUUUGUAUGAAAUCAGAGAAAAGAGAGCAGUGUCAUCAUCUAAUCGAUGCUUAACCUUAAUUGACGAAAUGGUUCGCAGUUUUCAAAGUAGAAAAUUUGAUCAUUGUUUGAAUUUGGGAAAGAAAGCAUUGGUCACAUUUACUGAAGAUCCAUUCGUGAAAUCAAUUUGCGACCUGUAUUUACAAGCUUGCCCCAUUUAUGGCAAUAGCAUUCUUCCAAUUCAUUGGUCUGGAGAAAUCAGAUUAUCAAAAGAUGGAGAACCAAAACCUUAUUAUUAA
This is a messenger RNA of Naegleria fowleri, 5424 nucleotides long. RefSeq lists its product as uncharacterized. The coding region runs from base 1 to 5424 and encodes 1807 amino acids. Gene Ontology annotation, biological process: protein phosphorylation; intracellular signal transduction; cyclic nucleotide biosynthetic process. The record is from RefSeq and is a predicted model, not a curated record. NCBI's taxonomy places the organism in Eukaryota, Heterolobosea, Eutetramitea, Acrasida, Naegleriidae. The transcript is spliced from 7 exons. Gene Ontology annotation, molecular function: protein kinase activity; ATP binding.